UUCUGUUUCAUUGUAAUUCCCAAGUUCGUGUUCCUUAUCUUUAUAGCAUCUCUCUCUCUCGCACUUAACAAACCCCAGAGCCAUCACAAAAACAAACCAUGACCAAUUCCUCAAAAGACCGACACGUCGCCGUUUUGCCAUUCCCAUUCUCCACACACGCCGCCCCAAUCCUCAGCAUCAUCCGCCGCCUCGCCUCUGCCGCUCCCAACGUCACUUUCUCCUUCUUCAGCACUCCUCAAUCCAUCCAAACCCUGUUCCCAUCCGAAAAUCGCGAAAACAACAUAAGACCUCACGCCACAUCGGACGGCGUUCCCGAGGGGUUCGUGUUCUCAGGGAAGCACCAUGAAGACAUCAACUUGUUCCUGGCGGCAGGGAAGGAGAGCUUUGAGGCCGGGAUGAAGGCGGCUGAGGAGGAGACCGGGCGGAGGAUUGAUUGUGUGGUGUCGGAUGCGUUUAUGUGGUUCUCAUGCGAGUUGGCAGAGGAGAUGGGGGUGCCGUGGGUCGCGCUGUGGACGUCGGGGGCAUGCUCACUUGCGGCUCAUUGUUAUACUGAUCUUAUCAGGGAAACUGUUGGAAUGCAUGAUACUGCUGGACGCGAAGACGAAAUCGUGAAAUUCGUCCCGGGAUUUUCGGAGGUACGACUCGGGGACUUGCCCAGCGGAGUCGUGUAUGGAAACUUAGAAUCACCCUUCUCAAUGAUGCUAUACAAAAUGGGCCAGGUUUUGCACAAAGCGACCGCAGUUGCCAUAAACUCCUUCGACGAACUGGAACCUGAACCCAUGAAAGUUCUCGCGUCGAAGUUUCAGAAGCUCCUCACCUGUGGCCCGUUCAACUCGAUAUCACCACUGCCGUCGUCCAACUUGGAUGAGUACGGGUGUAUCCCGUGGUUGGACCGGCGUAAAGCAGCUUCAGUGGCGUACAUCGGCUUUGGAUCUGUGGCUACACCGCCACCGGUUGAGCUAGCGGCGUUAGCUGAAGCACUAGAAGCUAGAAGCACACCGUUUCUCUGGUCUCUCAGAGACAAUUUCAAACAACAUCUACCGGAAGGAUUCCUGAAGAGAACAAGUGAGCUAGGGAAAAUAGUGCCGUGGGCGCCUCAGGUGCAAGUUUUAGAGCAUCGCUCAGUCGGGGUUUUCUUAACCCACUGCGGCUGGAAUUCGGUGAUGGAGAGCGUCGAGGCCGGCGUGCCAAUCAUCGGUAGGCCGUUCUUCGGGGAUCAACAGGUGGACGCGUGGAUGGUGGAGAAUGUGUGGAAGAUUGGGGUGAGGGUGGAGGGUGGAGUCUUCACAGAAGGUAGCACAAUGUCUGCCCUUGAACUGGUUUUGUCCCAUGAGAAGGGGAAGGAAUUGAGGGAGCAAGUUGGAAAGUACAAAGAGUUUGCUUUGAAGGCUUUUGGACCCAAAGGGAGAUCGACUCAAAAUUUGAACACAUUGAUGGACAUAGUAGCAGGGUACGACCUUUAGAAAUGCUUGGAAUUACUAGUAUCUUGCAACUAGUAUUAAAAUAUGGGAUUUUGCUUUGUUAUAAAUGCCGUUUUAUUGUUCA
Molecule: messenger RNA, 1545 nt
Organism: Rhododendron vialii
Lineage: Eukaryota; Viridiplantae; Streptophyta; Magnoliopsida; Ericales; Ericaceae
Product: anthocyanidin 3-O-galactosyltransferase 3GT6
Exons: 3
Coding region: 99-1463 (454 amino acids)
Molecular function (GO): UDP-glycosyltransferase activity
Source: RefSeq, a predicted model, not a curated record